This is a messenger RNA of Limulus polyphemus (Atlantic horseshoe crab), 1732 nucleotides long. Its product is annotated as signal peptide peptidase-like 3. Gene Ontology annotation, molecular function: aspartic endopeptidase activity, intramembrane cleaving. Gene Ontology annotation, biological process: membrane protein proteolysis. Gene Ontology annotation, cellular component: cytoplasmic side of endoplasmic reticulum membrane; lumenal side of endoplasmic reticulum membrane; Golgi-associated vesicle membrane. The record is from RefSeq and is a predicted model, not a curated record. The transcript is spliced from 14 exons. Bases 331 to 1479 code for a protein of 382 amino acids. NCBI's taxonomy places the organism in Eukaryota, Metazoa, Arthropoda, Merostomata, Xiphosura, Limulidae.
GCCAGCUCGUGGCAAGGUAAAGACUAAAUAAGCAAAGUCUUAUCUUGCAAAUAUAACGGUGUUGUGAUAAGAAUUUGAGUUGGAUGGUAUUUUGGUUCUAACUUCUACUAAUAAUGAUGUAACGUUAUAGAGGGAACGAAAACAUCACAUAUGUGUGUCGUGUUGAAAAUAGCAUCAUGAUAUGGAGCUGUUUAUAGUGAUCCUGUAGGCAUACAUCUACAUGUGUAAUCUCCACAUGGACUUGUGAAAUUUGGGACAACUACAGAGAAAAUCAUAGCCAAACAGUGCACUGUGGUGAAGCUUGUUUUUGUCUUUUGUAUAACACAAAAAAUGAUGACAUAUGCUUUAGGAUCUCAUACUUCUAUUUCAGAAUACCAGUGGGCCUAUUCAUUGGUGGAUUCUUCCCGGGUGUCAACAUUUUUAGUAUCGAUCCUCCUGAUUGUUUACAGCAGCUUUAGGUCAUUAAAUAUGGAACAGGAAGCUAAACAAAAGCAGAAUGAAAAGAUUGGCCAGAAUCCAGAGAGUAAUGUUCAAACACUGGAUACCAUUCAGGCUUUGUGUCUUCCCCUUGGAGCAUCAGUGUCUCUUCUCAUUAUGUUCUUUUUCUUUGAUUCCAUGCAGAUGCUCUUCGCCAUUUGUACAGCCAUUAUUGCUACUAUUGCUUUGGCUUUUCUCUUGCUACCAAUGUGUCAGUAUAUCAUUAGGCCAUGUUCAGAUGGAACCAAAAUAUCAUUUGGAAUCUGUGGAAGAUUCACAGCUGGGGAACUAGUUUCAUUUGCCUUGUCUGUUACCAUUGUUUGUAUCUGGGUCCUCACUGGCCACUGGCUACUUAUGGAUGCAAUGGGUAUGGGACUGUGUGUAGCGUUCAUUGCAUUUGUUCGGUUGCCAAGUCUGAAAGUGUCCACCAUGUUACUUACCGGUCUCCUGAUUUAUGAUGUAUUCUGGGUUUUUUUCUCCUCGUAUAUCUUCAAUGCAAAUGUGAUGGUGAAAGUGGCAACAAGACCAGCUGAAAAUCCGAUGGGAUUAGUUGCUAAAAAAUUACAUUUGGGUGGAAUGAUCCGUGAAGCUCCAAAAUUGUCACUUCCUGGAAAACUAGUGUUUCCAAGCAUGCACAAUAGUGGACAUUUUUCAAUGCUAGGACUCGGAGAUAUUGUAAUGCCUGGACUCCUCCUUUGUUUUGUGUUGCGGUACGAUGCUUACAAGAAAUUUCAACUCAGUUCUGCUGAAACUGGUGUUCCUCCACCAAACCAGUUGAACAAGAUUUCAUAUUUUCACUGCUCACUGAUCGGUUAUUUUCUAGGACUUCUGACAGCCACAGUGUCAUCGGAAGUGUUUAAAGCAGCUCAGCCAGCACUGUUAUACCUGGUACCUUUCACACUGCUUCCGCUGAUAACAAUGGCAUACAUAAAGGGAGAUUUAAGGCGGAUGUGGAGUGAACCAUUCGUCACUACACCACCAUCCAAACACUUAGAAGUAUAAAGAAAUGUGUCUGUAACAAGAAAGCUCAUUGUGUAAAGAACUUCAAAGUUUAAAUGUAUGUCUUAUCAAGUGGAGUGCUAUGUGUAUGUGAUAGAUGUUGAACAGUAUUUUAUAUGCUGAAACACCUACAGACCUGAAGUGAAACUGCUGAGGAAAAUAAAUCUCAUCAUUCAGAAAUUACAAUGUCUGGAGAAACAUAAGACCCCGAACUUUACUUCUAUCUACGUCUACAUUUAAAACUGUUAAUUUCUGG